Molecule: messenger RNA, 3138 nt
Organism: Conger conger (European conger)
Lineage: Eukaryota; Metazoa; Chordata; Actinopteri; Anguilliformes; Congridae
Gene: mpnd
Product: MPN domain containing
Exons: 13
Coding region: 796-2175 (459 amino acids)
Biological process (GO): double-strand break repair
Cellular component (GO): BRCA1-A complex; BRISC complex
Molecular function (GO): polyubiquitin modification-dependent protein binding; metallopeptidase activity
Source: RefSeq, a predicted model, not a curated record
UUCCGAGGAGAUGUAAAGUACCGUGAGAUAAGGAAGAGGGGAUGCGAUAGGGAUCUGUCGCCCUCCACUGUCUGUAAAUAUCCACCGACUGGUGGUGUGUCCAGCGUUUACACACGCUCGUCACAAUUCUGUAGAAAAGAAGGGGUGGAUACGGAGGAGGUAGUUAGAGGCUUUGGGAAAGAGGGAUAGGACGAAAGAGAGGCAUAUACAGCGAGAGGGGGGAAGCUUACUACCCACAUGUGCGAGUAGUUAGUUGUGGGUUGUUUAGUGAUGCGAUUUUAAAAAGGCUUAGUUUAGAUUCAUAUCGUAUUUUCAUUUUGUUACAGUGGCGAGCUUUCAAGCUAGCAGGCUAUACUGUAGCUGGCUAAUUCGGGAAGCACCGACUGCCGCUGCUACCCGCCGGAAACUGAACAGAUAAACUGAAGAUUAGGCACAAUCUCGUCAAAUUAAUUAUUGAGAUAUUUAUUUAUAUAUUUGCCGCAAGUUUUAAUAUUUAACACGAACAAAUGUUUUAAAACCUCACUGCUGUACACUAAUUAAUCAAACAAAAACAUCGCCGAAGUGCAGAGACGGAGAGUGACAAGGACGAGAGUGAGAGAGAAAGGGGAGGAGAAUUGACAUUAAAGCAACACAACAAGGAAACAGAAGACACAGACGCCUUCAUUUUAUGCUUUUCAAUAAUAGCCAGCUAGCUGGUAAGCUAAUAGUAUGCAUUAAAAGAACUCAACUCUGCAGUAUAGUCCUCAGCAAGGAAUCUUUCUCGGAACAGAGAUACACGGCGAGGAACACCGGAAAAUGGGCUCGGAGCCGCCCUCGCCCCCCGCGGUGGUGGAGGAGGGAGGGGAGGAGGAGGAGGAGGAGCUGAGCGGGGGGGAGGAGGUGGACUCCCGGGCCGCCCCCGGCCGCGGCUCCCUGCUCACCAGGAGGGGCAUCACCCUGCGCGUGCUGCUGAAGGACGGGCUGGUGGAGCCCGGGGACGGCGUGCUGUCCAUUCACUACCUGGGUAAGAAGUUUGUGGGGGACCUCCUGUGCGACGGGAAGAUCCGCUGGGUGGAGACGGGGCAGAUCUUUAACUCCCCCAGCGCCUGGGCCACGCACUGCAAGCGGCUGGUCAACCCCGCCAAGAAGUCGGGCUGCGGCUGGGCCUCGGUGCGCUACCGGGGGCAGAAGCUGGUGCAGUACAAGACCAGCUGGCUGCACAAGUACCAGCCCAGCGGGGAGAUGAGUCUGGCCAGCGAAGGGGAGGAUGAGGAGAUGGCGGAGGAUGAAGAGGAAGAAGGGAAGGCCUCAGUUCCGACGGAGGACAGGAACAGGAAGGGCAAACCCGAGCAGCACGAGAUCAGUCUGGUCCAGAGGAGAGGGGACAGAGAACGAGUGCCUGUGAGGUACUGCACUCUGGGAACCAGGGAUUCAGCAAGGGACCCACACACCCUGGUGGAGCUGUCGGCGUUCUCCGCCAUUAACCGCUUCCAGCCCUUCAACGUGGCCGUGUCCAGCAACGUACUGCUGCUCAUGGAUUUCCACUGUCACCUGACCAGCAGUGAGGUGGUGGGGUACCUGGGAGGUCGCUGGGACACAAACACACAGUUGCUGACAGUUCUGAGGGCCUUCCCGUGUCGCACGCGAUUGGCCGACAGAGAUUCUGCCCCUGCUGUUGAGGAGGAGAUCUGUCAGAACCUGUUCAUGCGGGGACUCUCAUUGGUCGGCUGGUACCACAGCCACCCCCGCGGCCCCGCCCUCCCGUCCCUGCAGGACAUCGACUCCCAGAUGGACCACCAGCUGCGUCUGCAGGGCAGCAACAACGGCUUCCAGCCCUGCCUGGGCAUCAUCUGCGGCCCCUAUUACCAUGGCAACCAGGGUGUGGCUUCGACUAUAACGCCUUUCUGGGUGGUCCCGCCCCCGGAGCAACGGCCCAACGACUACGGCAUUCCUGUGGCGGUGGAGGUGACCUACGUUCAGGACAACUUCCUCACCAGCGAUGUACUCAAUGAGAUGAUGCUGCUGGUGGAGUUCUACAGGGGCGCUCCAGACCUGGUUCAGUUCGGUCAGCUGUGGAGCCCCGACACCACUGUGCUGGACAAGAUAAAGGGUUCCCUGAGUGGCCACGCCCCCAAGGACCAGGCCUACUCUCAGAUCCUGGAGCACGUCUACACCCAGCUGAGCAACGCACGCUGAGGAAGAGGAGGAGGGAGGAAGGGCGUGACUGGGGCCAGAUCUUCUACGACCUCACCUGUGGCGCUUCCGUCCGUAGCCCCCCGGGAACGCAGAAUCCCCUGUGACCGCAGACACACUGUGAACUGAGCGUGCUCCUGUCCCACGUGGCAGUGCGUGUGUGUGUGUGUGUGUGUGUGUGUGUGUGUGUGUAGGGUACCUCUGUACUCCUGUAUAUGUGUGUGUGUGGGUGGGGUACACCUGUACUCCUGUCUGUGUGUAGGGUACCUCUGUACUCCUGUAUGUGUGUGUGUGUUUGUGUUUGUAGGGUACCUCAGGGUCACCUCUGUACUCCUGUAUGUGUGUGUGUGUGUGUGUGGGGUACCCCUGUACUCCUCUGUGUGUAGGGUACCUCUGUACUCCUGUGUGCGUGUGUAGGGUAGCCCUAUACGUGUGUGUAUACAGGUAGCCCUGUACUUGUCUGUGUGUAGGGUAGUCCUCUACUCAAGUGUGUGUGUGUGUGUGUGUGUGUGGCGCGCGUAUAUGGGUAUCCCUAUAAUCCUGUGUGUGCAUUCAGGUAGCCCUGUACUUGUGUGUAUAUGGGUAGCCCUAUAAUCGUGUGUGUGUGUGUAUACAGGUAGCCCUGUACUUGUGUGUGUAGGGUAGCCCUGUACUCAAGUGUGUAUGUGUGAGACUGUACCGCUGACAGUGUUCCUACGGCACUUCUCAUUGGCGGCGGAGAGCGCUUCCUCGCGUGGCGUAGUCGUUAGCGGAGUGUUGCCGUCUCGUCACAGAAACCCGAAAACCAAUCACAGAGCUAAUCGCGCCCACUCGACAAAUCCCCUUUAUCUAUCUCACCUGUACGUGUAUCUUCCUUCCGAUACAGUCUGUCUGUGAUACGUCUUAAUUUAAACAAAGUAUAUAUAUAUAUGUGAACAAUGCCUUCAUCUACUGAAUACCUUUAAAGUGAAUACACACUGGAAACUA